AUGAUUACAGACGAUCAAUUAAACUUAAUUGUUAUCACAUUUGGAAUGUCCUCAAUGAUUUUGAUUCUUAUAUAUCAUGCAAUUUCCACCAACAUGAAAAAUUUGAAGACUAGCUCUUGA
This is a messenger RNA of Dujonia railenensis, 120 nucleotides long. The record is from the annotation of a GenBank genome assembly. NCBI's taxonomy places the organism in Eukaryota, Fungi, Ascomycota, Pichiomycetes, Serinales, Debaryomycetaceae.